CCGUCAAAUACACAUUGGUGGAUUUCUACAUUUCCUUCAAGCGAAUUCAGAAGGGCAAACGUUAUUUUGCGCAUGACAACCAACUGUUAUCCGUAUCGGAAUUCAAUGUUUUUACCUUUUGUCAAACUUUUCUGAACUGUCUAUCUGUCUGUGUCUAUUUUGAGAUUAUCAUCGUUACCUGUUUUUGGACGUCAGCAUCGGUGGGGUGUCCUACUCUGACUAAGAACAUAUGUGCCUGGGAGUGUGACACACCUCUGUUCCAUGGCUACCUCUGGCUCCACCCCUCGUCUUCCUACCACCAUUGCUGCCACCGUGCCUGAGGAUUUCCAUUAUGAAACCAAGUAUAUCGUGCUCACCUACCUGGGACGGCUGCCCGCUGGUAGGCGGCGUGCUGCACCCACCGUAGCUGAAGGAGAGUCAGAGCAAGUGUGCACCACCAGAAUUUUUAAAGAGCAGGCAGAAGAGGAGCUCAGACGACUUGAGGAUGAAAUUGCUGCUUCCUUUUCCAGGACCGGCUUCGACUGCUCCACAUCGCUGGUGUUCAAUCCAAUCAACCCCGAGACAUCAAUUGAAGACCGUCUCGCUGAGUUGGGCGAUCGGGUGGUCCGAGAGCUGGACCCCCACCUGAGAGGAGCUGUACACGGACUCCUUGCUGGGCCUCUAGAAUUUGAGCGAUUCCAAGAUACAACACUGGACCUUUUAACACACACACAUGGCGGGUGGAGCAAGGUGCUUGUGCCUUUGGUCCUGCUUCAGGCUUUACAAAGUGAAGGUCAGUCUUUCUCAAACCUGCUUGAUCUUGGAGUGCGCUUCCUGGAGGAGUCUCAGGGUGACUACAUCAGCCAGCACGGGGGAUACGGUGAAAUUUUUGGCCUUGGUUCAGAAGAGCAGGGAGCCGUCGCCAUCGCCGAAGACAGCAACGACAUCUACAUCCUGUCGGGGGAGCAAGCGCCCGACCAGCUGAGCCCGCCGUCGUCUCUGCUGUGCACGGCUAACAACAGCAGCGGGCACAGCUCCUGGCAGACGGAGAGCUUACCCGUGUCGCUGGCCGGCCACGAGUCGUGGGCACAGGUGUGCGCGAUGGACCCCGAAGAUAUCAAGAGCCUGGACAGCAACGAGGGCGUAGCUCUGGCCGAGGAGCGCAGCGAAAACAACUCUUCCAACUCGGACAUAGUCCACGUGGAGCGUGAGGAGGCUGAGCUGCUGGAGGAGGGCGGAGUGAUUGAGGAGAGCAUGAUGAGUGUUUUGGGCACAGAGAGUGAGCUGGCCCAACUCAGAGAGGAAAUUAGGAGCCAGAGUCCAGUAGCUCCUGUGACCUUGGAGGAACCUGCCUCCCUGAUUUCACUGGAAGAGCCUGUUGUAAUAGAUACACCUUUAAGCUUGUCAACAGAACCUUCUCUCAUCUCUUUAGAAUCAGAGCUUCCUCCUCCAGUCCCAGAAGCUGCUGCUCCCCCUGCGGCUGAACCACAACCUCCGGCGCCCCUCCCUCUUCCUGUUGUGGAACCAGAGCCUGAUGCAAAAAGCGCAACUCCUGAGGCUGCACCGGCAUCUCCAGCUGAGCAAGGCCAGACGGCAGAGCCCGAAACCGCCUCUGAACCACAAUUGCAGACUGGAACUCUGCCUCUCCAACAAGAACCCGAGGCCCCAAGUCAGCCUGAGGUACCACCAGCUGCAACUCCAGUCCCAGAGACCCCCGUGCAGGCAGUCAGCGAGGAGGCCGCAGCGCAGCCAGCUCCAGCAUCGGAGUUUCAAGUUCUGUUCUACGGAGGAGCUGCCCUUGUCCUUCUCGCUGCUGUCAUGGCUUAUGGUGUCAUUAGCUACAGGAGGAAGUAGAAUAGACACGUGUCCCACAGGGGGGGUGGGGGGGGGGGCUUAGCUCACACCUAAUAAUUGGAAGUUGCGAUAGAAAUCAAAUGAUUAAGUACACUGAAGAUGCAUUUGUUCCGAGGCCACAUUCUAAAACCCAUCACCCUUAUGAAGACGACGCCUCGAACCCACCCGGCAGGUGCAAGUACAGAGAAGGGAAAUUAUGCACUCCGCUCAUCCAGUCUUCAAACUUGACAGUCAGUUUUGGUUUCUGUUUUUUUUUUUUCUUCCUUUUUCCUUAUCAGUACCUGUGCCAUGUGAUUCUCCUUGCAGUGUGUAAAAUUUCCUAAUGGAUUGUACCACUGCUGUUACUCCUAUAUAUAUAUUUUAAAUUUAGUAUCGAUGCUAAAAUUCAUACUCAUGAGAUUGUUUGUUUAUUGGUUACAUGGGUCAAAGAAAAACUGCAGCCCAUUUCAAAAAUAAAGUA
Syngnathoides biaculeatus (alligator pipefish) is the source of this 2293-nucleotide messenger RNA. RefSeq names its product bcl-2-like protein 13. Gene Ontology annotation, biological process: regulation of apoptotic process; apoptotic process. Lineage: Eukaryota; Metazoa; Chordata; Actinopteri; Syngnathiformes; Syngnathidae. Gene Ontology annotation, cellular component: mitochondrion. Bases 262 to 1833 code for a protein of 523 amino acids. The transcript is spliced from 7 exons. The record is from RefSeq and is a predicted model, not a curated record.